Molecule: messenger RNA, 2789 nt
Organism: Platichthys flesus (European flounder)
Lineage: Eukaryota; Metazoa; Chordata; Actinopteri; Pleuronectiformes; Pleuronectidae
Product: fucosyltransferase 7 (alpha (1,3) fucosyltransferase)
Exons: 3
Coding region: 521-1609 (362 amino acids)
Cellular component (GO): membrane
Molecular function (GO): alpha-(1->3)-fucosyltransferase activity
Source: RefSeq, a predicted model, not a curated record
ACUUGGAAGCAGAUAACAUGGGAAUUAGCUCAAAUCAGGAAACCAGACACCUCAGCUUCAGUAUCAGUGGUAUCAAUGGAUGAGGAUGGAGCACAACAGCUCAUCCCCUGAUCAGGUUCGUGGAUGACAAUGCGUUUUUGUAUCUUUGGUCACGGCGUCCUGAAUUAAAUCAAACUGUUGCACCUCCUAACGCGCUACAACGGCUGGGGAGGAGAGCAGUGCCACUGGCUUCAUGAAACUUUCACAACAUCCUGUUCACAAACCAGGUUGAGUCGACACUGAAGCUCAGUUCAAAUUAAUGUCCGAUCCUGACUGGAUAUUGCCAUUAUCAUCAUAAGCAGCUGGAUGCCGUUUCAAGGAAUGAACGCACAAAGCAGAGGUGUUGUAGCGGAGAAAGUCAUAACCUCUGAAAAGAUUAUGUACGUGGUGGUGACCAGUCUUCAUACUGGAAGUCAGAGGUUGAUUUGGGGUAACAACACGUCUCUACUUCCUCCCAUUUUCCAGAAGUGAAACCGGGGGAAUGGAACUGAGGGAGGUGGUUACACUGAAAAUGAAGAAAUGCAUCCUCCUCUCCUUCCUCUGUGUUUUACUGCUGUGUCUUUACAACGGCUGGCUCAGAGGACUCAUCGGUCUGACUGCCAUAAAUCCAACCGCCACCUCUAACCGCGGCUGCAACAGCAGCAGAAAUGUAACCAUCUUGCUGUGGUACUGGCCCUUCGGCGUGUCCUAUAAUCUGGAAGGUGACGUGUGCUGGGACCUCUACCGCAUCCCUCGCUGCAGCCUGGUGGACAAGCGCUCCUUGUUCUCUUCGGCUGAUGUGGUGGUCUUCCACAACAGAGAGCUGAUCCAGGGACGCCAGGAACUGCCGUUAGCUCUUCCACGGCCACAGUGCCAGAGGUGGGCCUGGAUGUCCCUGGAGGCCCCUGUUCACAACGGAAACCUGCGGCCCUUUGCAGAUAUUUUCAACAUGACGAUAACCUACAGGAGGGAUUCUGAUGUCGCUGCACCGUAUGGCGAGCUGCUACCAAAGGAGACCGGAGGACAUCUGGUGGCAAACGACCUUCGGAAUAAGAGCUCUCUGGUCUGUUGGGCGGUCAGCAACUACCGGAUGGACCAUAAGAGAAGCCAAGUGUACAGAGAGCUCAACGCCGCCGUUUCUGUGAAGGUGUAUGGGAAAUGGACCAAGAAAAGACUCUCAUCCGCUAACCUCUUACUGACAAUCUCUCGCUGCUACUUCUAUUUGGCCUUUGAAAACUCAUUGUCGAAGGAUUAUAUCACGGAAAAGCUGUGGAAGAAUGCUUAUCAGGGUGGGGCAGUGCCCAUUGUCCUUGGACCUCCGCUGAGCGAUUACCAAGCUGUGGCCCCACCUAAUUCCUUCAUCCAUGUUGAUGAGUUUGCGUCGGUAAAAGAGUUAGGAAAGUAUCUACAAGAGUUGGCAAAGGACAAGAAACGCUACAAUGAAUACUUCACCUGGCAACGAGAGUGGAAGGUGAAACUGUACACAGACUGGAGAGAGAGACUCUGUAAGAUCUGUUUACAGUACAACAGUUUACCUCAGCACAAAGUGUACUCUGAUUUAAGUGCCUGGGCCCAUUCUGAUAAGAUCUGAGUUGGAGCAGUUGUGGCUCAUUAAUAAAUAAAUGAUAAAUGUUAUCCCAUUGGAAACUCAGGCAUCAUGAGUUUCUGCAGUAGAAUUAACAGUUUCUUUUUAAUGUUAUUUUUGAUGCAGUUGCCAUUCUUUUGCUGUGCUGCUUGAAUAAAUUAAAUAAAGGGGGGGGGCGGGGGGACUGGUGACUGGUGGAAUUAGUGCAUAGUUAAUUUUACAUUAAUCACGUCCCAGAUACUCUUAAAUUUUUCUAAACAUGUUGAGACAUUUCUCCAUUUAGCAAUAAUCUGUUGCAGAUAGUUUGCCUUGGUGAUUCAACCUGUGGUCAGAAGCAUCCAGUUUGCCUGAAUUAUCUUUAUCUCGACUGUUACUCAAGUCCACCACUGGCAAGAUGACUUUAGUGGUUACGAUUUAGAAAUUCACAGUGCUGUGUUCCAACAAGCCACCCCGCAUAUCAGGAUCACAACAUGCCAUAAAGUCCCUAUGGUGAACGUGGCAGCAGCUCACAACACAUGGGGCCUGAUAUUCAGCCCGGGAGGUCAGAGGACACACAUAACAUGCACACAAUUGGGGUUAUUCUUGCUUGAGCUGGUCUGCUGCUGAAAGUUAUAGUACAAUCAUCCAUUUAUUUAUGUUAACCAGACUUGUCACCGGCUCCUGGUGGCCAAGCAAUCACAUAUGGUCAACGGGGAUCUUUUGUGCCUCUUGAUCAGCCACUCUGCCCACGACUGGUCAGGAGUGAGUGAAGGGUGAUACAUUGCCUACAUCAGGAUGAAGAAGACUAACUUCAAAAAUAUAACUGAUAUGAAAAUGAAUGUUUUCUCAUAGCAGUCAUGGCAUACAAGGAAGUGACUAAUAAAAGAACAGAUAGUUACCACGCACCCAACCUGAAACUGGAGCCACAACUUUUUGCACGGCUGCAACUGCAUCAGAUAAGGGGACACACUUUGCUUAGCCGCAUUGUGUUAGUCUUUGAACAAUGUCAGACUGUCUUAUCAUACUUGUUAAACAUUUACUUCCUUUAUUUUGUCUCUCUUCUUACACUAAAAAAAAAAUGUAUCUCACCUUCUGAAAUAAAGUCUGACUGUAGGAAACAGAUCAAUAUCUUCAAAAAUUUAAAAAAUUAAAUUGAUCCUGUGUUCCGGACAUGCAUUGUAUCAAAUAAACCAGUCUUGUAAAUCCA